Apus apus (common swift) is the source of this 3393-nucleotide messenger RNA. RefSeq names its product ubiquitin carboxyl-terminal hydrolase 12-like. Gene Ontology annotation, molecular function: cysteine-type deubiquitinase activity; cysteine-type endopeptidase activity. Gene Ontology annotation, biological process: protein deubiquitination. Gene Ontology annotation, cellular component: nucleus; cytosol. NCBI's taxonomy places the organism in Eukaryota, Metazoa, Chordata, Aves, Apodiformes, Apodidae. The record is from RefSeq and is a predicted model, not a curated record. The transcript is spliced from 9 exons. The coding region runs from base 59 to 1168 and encodes 369 amino acids.
CAGUCGGGCGGCUGCGUCCCAACAUGGCGGCGGCGGGGCGCGGGGCCGCGGCGGCCGGAUGGACGUGCUGAUGACGGUCCGGAGACUCGCCUCCAUCUGUACCAUGGGCGCCAAUGCCUCUGCUUUGGAGAAAGAGAUUGGUCCGGAACAAUUCCCUGUGAAUGAGCAUUAUUUUGGCUUGGUCAAUUUCGGCAAUACCUGCUACUGCAACUCAGUCUUACAGGCACUUUAUUUUUGUCGUCCAUUUCGGGAAAAAGUUUUGGCAUACAAAGUGCAGCCUCGAAAGAAGGAAAGCCUCCUGACAUGCCUCUCUGAUCUCUUCAACAGUAUUGCUACACAAAAGAAGAAGGUGGGAGUCAUCCCACCCAAGAAAUUCAUUUCCCGAUUGAGGAAAGAAAACGAAUUAUUUGAUAAUUAUAUGCAGCAGGAUGCACAUGAAUUCCUAAACUACCUACUUAACACUAUUGCUGACUUACUACAAGAAGAGAAAAAGCAGGAGAAGCAGAAUGGCAAACUCCAGAAUGGCAGCAUUGAGAGUGAAGAAGGAGACAAGACUGAUCUGACGUGGGUCCAUGAAAUCUUCCAAGGAACACUAACCAAUGAAACCAGAUGUCUUAACUGUGAGGCUGUUAGUAGCAAAGAUGAGGACUUUCUGGAUCUGUCGGUUGAUGUGGAACAAAAUACAUCAAUUACACACUGUCUGAGAGGAUUUAGUAACACUGAAACUCUGUGCAGUGAAUAUAAAUACUAUUGUGAGCAGUGCCGCAGUAAACAGGAAGCACAGAAGAGAAUGAGAGUGAAAAAGUUGCCCAUGAUUUUAGCUCUGCACUUAAAAAGGUUCAAAUACAUGGACCAGCUGCAUCGAUACACCAAGCUCUCCUACCGUGUGGUCUUUCCCCUGGAGCUUCGGCUCUUCAACACUUCAGGAGAUGCUACAAACCCUGACAGAAUGUAUGACCUUGUGGCUGUCGUUGUUCACUGUGGCAGUGGUCCAAAUCGUGGGCAUUAUAUCACCAUUGUGAAGAGCCAUGGCUUUUGGUUGCUGUUUGAUGAUGACAUUGUAGAGAAAAUUGAUGCCCAGGCCAUUGAAGAAUUCUAUGGGUUAACAUCAGACAUUUCCAAAAACUCAGAAUCUGGAUAUAUCCUCUUCUACCAGUCGAGAGACUAAAGAUACGUGUGUACAAAAUAAAGAAAAAAGGGAUCAAGAUAUGUCCAAAUGGAACAUAUUUGUGGCAGCAGAAGCAGUUCCUCGUUGCUGUAGGACCAGGACAGAUCCAGUGGGAUGAACCAAGGUUUUUCCCUGCCAUGUUGUGGGGGAUCAGUGCUGACUGCCCUAACCAGAAGAGCUCUUGUUCCAGUUUUCUUUCUGGGCUUUUUUUACGUGCUGUCUUCCAAAAUCUGUGUUACCUCUACUUGAAACCUGGCUGCUUAUUUGUUCAUGAACUGAAGAAGAGAUUUUAAAGUAGCAUUGUAGGAUUGUUACCAUUUAAUGUUGGCCUGAGGCUGUACCUUGGUUUCUGCCAUCGUCGUUUUUCUGUAUUUUAGCAGAAUGAUUUCAAUAUUCAGUGUCAGCUGAAGGCAUAUUUUAGGAUAUGAACAGCAGCUGGUUGCUGGAUAUUUUUGGUGACUCAGACUUGAGAAGCAGUACAAAGCUAAGACAUAUUGGAAAUGUCAAGUCUGUAAUUUUUAUUAAAAAAUCCUACAACAAACCAGACAAAAAACCUCACUCUGCAGCAUUGUAGAUUUCCCCGUGAUGCUUUAUUUGGGUUUCAGAUAACACUAACAGCACUGCUUCUUGUUAUAUUUGUAGUUUUACUGUUUCUUCUCCAGAAGGCAUAGGGCUUUAUCCAUAUUCAGCCUAGUGGAUUGUGCAUUUUGCUUUGGAAGCAGAAGGCUUGCCUCAGAGCCAGGUUGCUGCAGGUUUAAGGGGAGCAGAGCAGCAGUUUCCUUGUGAAGAACAUGCCUGGCAACCAGCUGCUGGAGGAAGCUGGAAGUUUCUUGGAGCUAUUGCUUAAACCAAAAGUGCCCUCAUUCUGAAGCAGGAUCUGUUCCACAUUUCCUUCAAUACAUAGUAAACUGAUGCAACUAGCAUUUUGAAUCUAUGCUGAUACCCAGAAACAGCACUAGUUGUGAAGGGUUAACCAAGGGCAAGCAGCAUUUAUGGAACUAAUCCAGUUGUUCUUAAUCUUCAAGAUAAUGAACAAGUAAGAAGGAAACCAAACCAACCAACCCAGACAUUGCCUUGCUAAGUGUUCCUCGUCAUCUGUUGGUAAUGUUUGUGUCCCUCUGGGAAUCAUAACGCCCCCAAAAAUGCUUUUGAUUGUUUACCUCUAUAGGCCUUGCUUAACAGGGGAAAUUCAGUCUUUUAAAGACUGCGAUGGCGUAAUUAUCCGUUACCUGUGUAUAUAUUCUAUUCUCAAGGAUAACUAGAAAGAAAAGACUGAGGAAGUUAGUAAGAAAUCUCAGAAAAAACUUCUGUAAUUUUCUUCUUGAGAAGUCCUGUUGCCAAAGCUUGUCACAGCUGGCUCUAAACUACCAGUGGAAAUGGAGAUAUUCCUUUCUUCAUCUUGUUGAGUAACUCCAGAGCUGUUCGUGUGGUGGUUCCCAGCACAGCCCAUCAUGGUUUGUACCAGUGAUUGUUAUUCUUGAGGACCUUUAACUUAUGCAAUUCUGUGGCUUGUACAGGAUCUAGAAAAUAUUUUACCAAAAUACUGUCCUCAGGAAAGCAGCAUUUCACAAGCAGUUCCUUGUGGUGGCUGUGUGUGUGUCUGUCUUCAUGACCACAGACGUAAUGUUAGCAAUUAAAUCCUGUCUUCAACGUGCAAAUUAAUCAUUACCAUUGUAUUCCAGCUGGGUACAGGUUACAUUCUCCUGGCACAUCACCUCUUCCAGAAGAGAAAAUAUGGACAUUGGGUUUUUAAAUUAUUUUUUAUUAUACAGAGUACUGUCAUUUGAAGAGACACAGUCAAUAACAGCAAACAUUCUUGUCAUCUUCUUCCUAUUGUGUGAAUAUUGUUCCUGGCUCAGAGUCUUCUCCCCUUGUUCACACACAAGCUGUGAGUCCUCUCCAGAAGACUUGUCAUCACUAAGUCUUGCAAAAAAUAAAAAAAAUAGCACUGAGUUAAAAAUAAUCUAAACAGUAAAUACAAAAGUUAAGGUAGUACACUAGACAUGUAUUUUGUAUAUCUGGUGAUACGUUUUUAUGAAUAAAAUACCUGACUGAGAGAGAAUAUUGAAAGAUAUAUACUAGAGAUUAAAGCCUGUUAAAAGUGCACUUUUGCUACAGAUUUAUAAGGAGACUAAAAGGAAUUACAUUGGAAGAGAAUGGUGUGAUGUUACUUCUGUAUAAUAGAUGAGCCCACCUGUCUCCAAUAAAGGUCGUGUAUGAUCAAA